Molecule: messenger RNA, 1302 nt
Organism: Solanum lycopersicum (tomato)
Lineage: Eukaryota; Viridiplantae; Streptophyta; Magnoliopsida; Solanales; Solanaceae
Source: RefSeq, a predicted model, not a curated record
AUGGAUUAUAAUUGGGAUACAAAGUUGGUGAUUAUAAGAAUAGACCAUUCUUGGGUUUUGAAGUUUAUGGCUCGUGCAACAAUAUUAGCAUUGGUAAUUGUUUCUUUACCUUGGAUUAAUACGAUAAUUGGGUACUUAUCGUCGCGAUACGAGUCUAAUUAUGCUUAUCAAGUUGAUAAUGAGAUGGUUUAUAAUCCAAUUAAGUUGGAAUUUUUGCCUAUGAUUUUUCAAGAUUUGGCUAAUGAAAGACUUAUAAGAAUGGGUGAUAGGUCCCUUCUUGUUAGCAAUGGGAAUGAUGAAGAAAUUUAUAAUUCUCAAGUUGUUAAAGAUUAUAAUCCUGAUUUGAUUUCAUUUUCAGAUUCCACACAACAAAAUAAUGUCCCUAAUGAGACUUUUGAUUUUGUUUUGACCUAUGGUUAUCCUCAAUUAUCAAAUUUUAUUGAAAGAGCCUUGAAAGUUGGUGGUAUUCUAGUUGUACCACUAAAUGACAAUCCUUUGGUUGAUGAAUUUCCACAUCCAUCAAAUUACAAGAUUGUCUAUGUUAGAAAAUUUGAUUCAACUAUUAUAGCCAUGAAGAAAAUAAAGAAUGCCUCUAUCAACUCUUCUACGCGGCGACUUCUUGAAACUAAUUCAGAAGAGGUGUCUAGUUCGAGCUCUGGGAACAGAAAGGCUUUUGAUAAAGAGCAUUUGACUUCUGCUCAGAGUGAAUCUGAAUUAGUCAGAUCAGAUGAUUUCACAAGUGCGAAAAAGGAAGCACUCAAGAAACUAGAAGAUGUACUACUUGAACCACCCAGAGCAUCAUCACGAAAAUCGAGUAGAUAUCUAAAAAAGACACAUUUUUUACCUGAUUUAAUGGGAGUUUCCCUUGAGAGUUACCCAAGAAGGGUGUUUAUUGAUGUUGGUUUACAAGAAAAGAAUGAAAAAUCAAGUGAUAAUUAUCAUUCUACUUGGUUUACAAAGCAUUAUCCUACAAAAAACACAAAAUUUGAGAUGUUCAAGAUUGAGACUAUGAAUGAAGAAUCAAGUGGUAAAGAGAUACCAUUGAGUAGUAUUAACAUGUCUGAUUGGUUACAAAAAAAUGUAAAAGAAAAUGAAUAUGUGGUAAUGAAGGCAGAGGCUGAUGUGGUUGAAGAAAUGGUGAAUAAUAGAAGUAUUAAAUUAAUUGAUGAGCUUUUUUUGGAAUGUAAACAUCAAGGAAUUAAAAAAAGUGAUAAGAAAAAUAGAAGGGCAUAUUGGGAAUGUUUAUCAUUGUAUGGAUUGUUGAGAGAUGAAGGUAUUGCUGUGCACCAAUGGUGGGGUUGA